AAGGUUUGUUCCUUUGGUCAUCUCACUCACUCAUCAAUCUGCCUUGCUCUUUUAAUUACACUUGAUUGACACGUAAAAUCGGAAAGUCUCAACCCAGAAAAUACGUCAAACCCUAUCUCCUCUCUCUUUCUCGUAUUUAAUCAUCUGUUGCCCUAACUUUGUCCUCCUCUCCAAACCCUAAUCCCCAAAUUUCCAUGAAAAUCAAUUCUGAUCAACAAAUUAGGGUUUCCGCCAUGAAAACCAUAUCUUUCUGAUGAUCACUUCACCCUCAAAAUUCAUAGCAGCAGCAGCAGCAGCAGCUUCAUCUCAAUAGCUUCUUCGACUUUCGACAAUGGAGGGUGGAAACGCUGUUGAAGAUCCUGAGUCAUGGGAAGUGGCGGAUGUGGAGGAGAGUAUGAAGAGAUUGCUGCUUUCUUCCUCUAUCAAAGACUCUGUUACUUCAUCUUCUCCAAGCAAUUCUAUUUCAGCUGAUGAUUUGUCAACUUCUGGUUCGCUCAAUUUGGCCUUUUCAACUGGUGCUGAAAACGCUGGGCUUUUGGAUGAUGCUAUUAAUCAGGUUGAUCAGUUUCUUCGUGAAGCUUUGCAAAAUCCUCGUGAACGCUUGUCGAUCCUGCGAAUGGAACAAGAUGUUGAACAGUUUAUUCAGGAUCCUACGCAGCAACAAAUGGAAUUUCAACAGCUUCCAACUUCUUAUUUGAGGCUUGCUGCUCAUCGUGUUGCUCAGCAUUACUUUCUGCAGUCCAUGGUCUUGCUAGAUAAUAGUCUCCCUGAUGGAUCGGGCUCCAGAAUUAUAGUCCAAAAGACUUCAACUGAGUGUCGUUUGCCUCGUAUCCGCCUGGCAGAUAUCCCUGUAAACUUGCCUCAAGAAGACAAUGGCAUUUUCAAGGUUGCCAUUAAGCAAAGGCCUCAAAAGCAUUCAUCUUCAUCCAGCAGUGGUAAUUCUGGAUCUCAAAAAGCAAAUCAUAACAAAAGUGUCGAGGAAAGAAAAGAGGAGUACAACAGAGCUCGUGCACGAAUUUUUAAUUCUAAUAACCCAAAUGGUUCUCCUGGUUUAAAACCUGUAGUUGAGGUAAAAAAAGCAGAUAACUUGCAGCUUCCAUCUUUGGGACCACCAAAAGUUGAUGAGAAACCUGCAUCUGGAGCUUCUGACUUGAGUAGCGGGAGAGCUGUUUCAGUAGUUGAUUCUUCAAGUGGUAGCAGUAGGUCAGCUAGAAGUAGAACAGAAAAAGACCCUGUCAGUAGGUACAGACCCAAUAAUAGGGUUGCUAUUUUUAGAGACCGUGAAAUCGACCGCAAAGAUCCUGAUUAUGACCGGAAUUAUGAUAGAUAUCUGCAAAGGUUUGACCCUGGAUUUGGAUUCAAUGCUGGGCCCUAUACUGUCCAACCUAUGUACUCCCCGGCUGUUAAUUAUAAUACUGAAUUUCCUCAACUUGGCUCAACUCCUAGGCCUCAGAUUUCUGCUGAUCCACCUCGGCCACUCCCACAGCAUUUACCUCCAUGGGCAUCUCCGUCUAACCCUGCAGGUCUCAGUUAUGGUCAUCCAGAGGCCAUGAUGGCUGCAUAUAGUCCAAAUCAUGUUAGUCCACGUUCUGCAUCUACUAUAUAUCUACAUACCACUCAUUACCCUUGUCAGCGUCCUGGAAUGCCAUUCAUUCAUCCUCAUGAACAUAUUCACCAGUCAUAUCAGCAGUCGCAACAGCAGCAACAUGAUGCAACCCUUGGAUUUGCCCGGCCCCGUUGAGGGGCAUGGGCAAUGCCUGCACCCUGCCUGCUUGGAGUCUGAACUCCAAGGAAGUAUGGCAGCACAUUCUGUGAGGCAGGGUGCACAGGCAUACAGAACUGAGGUGGGCCAGAAUGAUCUAAAUUGGUUUGGGAUCCUUUUUUAAACAGUUAGCUGGCCUUUUCUCAGUUCACAUUUAGAUUCCUUGCAUUAUUUGCGAGGGAGCUUGUGAUUGGGACACAUCUCAAUCUGAAACUACCAUUAUUGAUGAUGAUGAUGAAAAACAAACUGAAAGCACGUUGUUACCUUGAGAGGCCUGAGAUUUUUUCAGUUAAGUAACCCUAGAAGCCUGGAGCAAAGUAAAACAGCAUUGGGGAUGUAAUGCUCCCUGAAUGUUGGCAUGGAGCCAUGGAGCAUUUGGGUAAAGUUGUGUUCGUGAGUGCUCUCAAUUGCUUGUGGAAGGAUCAAUAUGAUGUUAAUAUUAGCAGCACACGCCUUUGUUUUCGUUUGGAUUCGAGUUGAGAUGUUUCUAAAUAUAUUGGAUAGUUUAUGUUCCUUUCAAAUUCUUAAUGUAGAUAAUGUCGUCACCGCUCUCUAAAAUGCAUUACUAUUGAGCAUCAGCCUAAAUCUAUUACGAUGUUCCUAUUAUCUGCUCAAUUUCAAUUUCUAUAUUACUUUACAGAGAA
Chenopodium quinoa (quinoa) is the source of this 2406-nucleotide messenger RNA. RefSeq lists its product as uncharacterized. The record is from RefSeq and is a predicted model, not a curated record. Gene Ontology annotation, molecular function: nucleic acid binding. Bases 332 to 1741 code for a protein of 469 amino acids. NCBI's taxonomy places the organism in Eukaryota, Viridiplantae, Streptophyta, Magnoliopsida, Caryophyllales, Amaranthaceae. The transcript has 5 exons.